Geodia barretti is the source of this 387-nucleotide messenger RNA. NCBI's taxonomy places the organism in Eukaryota, Metazoa, Porifera, Demospongiae, Tetractinellida, Geodiidae. The record is from the annotation of a GenBank genome assembly.
AUGAUACACCACACCAGCGGCCAGGCGGUUACUUCGUUCAGUGUGGCUUCAAGCCGUCGCUACCGCACGGCGGAUGGAGAACAGCGGGAAGAAACGGAGUGGUUCAACGUCAGCGCGUUUGGCCGGCUUUCAGAGAUCUGUAACCAGUACCUGACCAGAGGCCAGCAGGUAUACGUUGAGGGGCGCUUGAGAGGUCGGAGCUAUACCGACAGAGACGGUCAGCCACGGUAUUCGCUGGACAUUAUGCUCUCGGAAAUGCAGAUGCUGGGCCGUCGCGGUGAAAACGAAUCCGGUGGCGGUGGCGGCGGAGAGAGCUAUGGCGGAGGCCGCGGCAUGGGCGACGGAGAUCCACCACCUUACGACGACUCAGACGACCUGCCCUUUUAG